Molecule: messenger RNA, 1111 nt
Organism: Panthera uncia (snow leopard)
Lineage: Eukaryota; Metazoa; Chordata; Mammalia; Carnivora; Felidae
Gene: MPLKIP
Product: M-phase specific PLK1 interacting protein
Exons: 2
Coding region: 125-790 (221 amino acids)
Cellular component (GO): nucleus; centrosome; midbody
Source: RefSeq, a predicted model, not a curated record
UUCGGCCUUUCUUUUGUUCUUUUUAUUUAUCCUUCCUUUACUUCAAUCCGCUCAAUCUCCACCCAAUUCAGUAAUCCACGUUCUGGCCUGUGCCUAGCGGAACCCUUGUGACACCGGAACCAAUAUGCUGUACUGCGCUGAAAGGCAGAGGACUGUUUUGGCGAAGGACCACCGAGUCUCUGAGAAGGGUUGGUCGGGACAGUUCCGGCGGGAGAACGCGGCAGUGAGGUCUUCGUCUUCAUCUUCUGAUAUGCACCGACAGAAUUUUCGACCCCCGACUCCUCCCUACCCCGGCGCGGGUGUAGGAGGUUGGGGUAGCGGGAGCAGCUUCCGGGGUACCCCGGGCGGAGGCGGACCGCGGCCGCCCUCCCCUCGGGACGGGUACGGGAGUCCGCACCACACGCCGCCGUACGGGCCCCGGUCUAGGCCCUACGGGAGCAGCCACUCUCCGCGACACGGCGGCAGCUUCCCGGGGGGCCGAUUCGGGUCUCCGUCCCCUGGCGGCUACCCUGGCUCCUACUCCAAGUCCCCCGCGGGGUCCCAGCAGCAAUUCGGCUACUCCCCAGGGCAGCAGCAGACCCACCCCCAGGGUUCUCCAAGGACAUCUACACCAUUUGGAUCAGGGCGUGGUAGAGAAAAAAGAAUGUCUAAUGAGUUGGAAAGUUAUUUCAAGCCUUCAAUGCUUGAAGACCCUUGGGCUGGCCUAGAACCAGUAUCUGUAGUGGAUAUUAACCAACAGUACAGCAAUACUCAAACAUUCACAGGCAAAAAAGGAAGAUACUUUUGUUAACAUUUCUGAAAUUCACCGGGAAGCUUCUUGUGACAGGAACAUCUUGGACAAAACUUUUACUUGUGUAAUUAAGUUGAACCCUAAGAUGGUGACUUUGAAUAAUUAGUUGGGUCUUCUUGGUAUUUUUCAUCAUAUCAAGUAUUGUUGAUAAUAGAGAAAACAUCCAGUAGAAUAAUUUGCAAUAUUUAGCUCUUUGGAAGUGCCUACCACAUUUUAGAAGAUUUACAGUUUCCAGAUAUUUAACGUUCAUGGUUAUAUAAUGGACAUUUGUCUUUUCAAUGGUUUUUCCAAUGUUUUAAAAUAAAACAUUUUGUCUUUCUA